Platichthys flesus (European flounder) is the source of this 2682-nucleotide messenger RNA. Its product is annotated as kiaa0930. The record is from RefSeq and is a predicted model, not a curated record. The transcript has 10 exons. Lineage: Eukaryota; Metazoa; Chordata; Actinopteri; Pleuronectiformes; Pleuronectidae. Bases 159 to 1475 code for a protein of 438 amino acids.
CCCGACCUGUCCGCUCCGUCCUGCGGCUCCUCAGCAGAGACGCACCCGAGUCUCGGAUCUGACCCGGGACCGCAGCAGGAACCAGGCGGAGGCCGUGAACCGGGCCGUGGACCGGGCCGUCGGUGGGGACACCGGACUGUCAUGAUCCCGGUGCGGAGAUGGCGUCUUUCCCCGGUUUGUGUAAGGCCGUCGGGCCCGUGGAGGAGGACGGAGACAGGGACGGAGACAGGGACGGAGACAGGGACGAGAGGGACCAGGGGGACGGAGACAGGGAAGGGUCCCUGCAGCAGAUGCUGAAGGCGAUCACCGACGAGAGGAACCGACUGAGCAUCCGCCAGGAGAUCAGCGGACUGGGCUGUUUCAAGGACGACCGCAUCGUGUUCUGGACCUGGAUGUUCUCCACCUACUUCAUGGAGAAGCUGGCUCCUCGUCAGGACGACAUGUUGUUCUACGUCCGCAGGAAGCUCAACCACGUCAGCAGCGACCACGCCGACGGCAAAAAGGUGGAGGUGGAGGUCUACAGGAGGGACUCCAAGAAGCUGCCCGGCCUCGGUGACCCCGACAUCGACUGGGAGGAGAGCGUCUACCUGAACCUCAUCCUGCAGAAGCUGGACUACGUGGUGACCUGCGCCGUCUGCACGCGCUCGGACGCAGGAGAUAUCCACAUCCACAAGAAGAAGUGUCAGGAAGUGUUUGCCUCCCCCAGCAAACACGCUAUGGACAGUAAAGGGGAGGAGUCAAAGAUGAGCUACCCCAACAUCUUCUUCAUGAUCGACAACUUUGAUGAGGUGUUCAGCGACAUGACGGUUGGCGAGGGCGAGAUGGUUUGUGUGGAGCUGGUGGCGAGCGACAAGAGCAACACGUUCCAGGGCGUGAUCUUCCAGGGCUCGAUCCGCUACGAGGCGCUGAAGAAGGUCUACGACAACCGGGUGAGCGUCGCUGCUAAGAUGGCCCAGCGGAUGUCCUUCGGCUUCUACAAGUUCAACAACAUGGAGUUCGUGAGGAUGAAGGGUCCGCAGGGCAAAGGUCACGCAGAGAUGGCCGUCAGCAGAGUCCCGACGGGCGACACCUCCCCCUGUGGCACGGAGGAGGAUCACGUGUCCCCCAUGCACGAGAGGGUGACGUCCUUCAGCACCCCCCCCACCCCGGAGAGGAACCGCCCCUCCUUCUUCUCGCCGUCUCUGAGACGAAAGGUUCCGAGGAACCGAAUCGCUGAGAUGAAGAAAUCUCACUCGGCCAAUGACAGCGAGGAAUUCUUCAGGGAGGAGGAAGACGAAGAGCUCCACGCCACCUCCAACCUGCGCUCGCGCUCGCUCUCCGGCACCGGCCGCUCGCUCGUCGGCUCGUGGCUCAAGCUGAACCGGAGCGAGGACUACUUCCUGUUGUACUCCCACCUGACCUACGUCACGCUGCCGCUGCACCGCAUCACCACCGACAUCCUGGAGGUGCGGCAGAAGCCGAUCCUGAUGACGUAGCAGCGGCGGUGGAGACUCUAAAGUGCCUCGUGCAUCAGGCUCCAGAGACACAGCAGCGCCCUCUGGUGUCCGGAGGGGACGCCACACACACCUGCUUCAGCCGGAGGGACGACAACAAACAAACAAACAAACAAACCAGCCAUUCAGGAAGUGCCUCCUCCUCCUCCUCCUCCUCUUCUCAGUUCCUGCUGUGUCCAUUGAUCAUCUCCAUGGAACAGGAUCACAUGACCUCAGCGUGAGCAGGCAUUGGCUGAACUCUGAUCAGGAAGAACGUUUGUUUCACGUGUAAAUAUUCUGCUGCUUUUGUCACUGAGACACACACACACACACACAUAACCGAUACACACACACAUUACACACACUUCUUUCGUGGUCACCGAGGCGACGAGACGUGUGAUGAGGUCACUUCACGAAGGAGCCAAUCACAGCUCAGUUGCAGUCACUUUGUUACAUGUUCAUCACAACUUUAAUUCGUGUUGAUUCUUUUGUUCAAACUUAUUAAAUAUUGAUUCAACUUUCAUGUUUUUAAACUCUGUCCCUCAAACUGUUUGAUGUUUAACUCGAUUUAACCUGAAUAUUAAACUAAAUUUCAUCAUUUAACUUUUCCAAUGGUUAAAACUAAUUAACUGACUUAUUCACAGUAAAAAUAUUUACUUACAAAUGUAUAACUAACAUUCGUUUGUAAAGUCUGUAAAAAGUAAAACUAUCAUCACUGAGUAGAAACUCACUUCAACGACUUUGAAGAAAACGAAAAUUCAUAUUUCACGAAGAAAAACCACGAAGUUAUAAAAAGUGAUGAAUUAAACCAGGAGCUUCACUUACGCUGCUCGAGUUGAAUCAUGGGACUGAAAGUUGUGAUGAACGUUGAACCAGUUUCAAACUGGUCCGUCACUGGUUCCAUCGGCUCAGAUCAGAUUGGCACUCGGAGACGAUCAAAGUGUUUUUCUUCGGGUCGUAUUUAAAGUGAAAUAUUGUUUUUGAUUUAUGUAUUUAUGGUUUCUCCAGCUGAAUGUAUCCACGACGACAGUUCGCACUGUAAAACGCUUUUAGAACCUUUUUCAAGCUGUUUGUUAAAACUCUUUGUUCCUGCGUCACUUGAACGCAUCGUCGUGGCUUUUGUACACACGCUCGUUGUGCUCGUUCUCAGAUUCUCUUCUUUUACAAACUGUACUUUCCUGUUUAUUUAUUAAAAUACAUAUUAUCAGAA